GUCAGAAGAAAGCGUUGCCAAGGCGACCAGCUUGCUAGGGAGGACACUGCGGCGCGCGUCACACGCCCGGGAACGAGCGUGCGUGCCUGCGAGGCUGCGCACGUGCGCGCGUGUGCGACAGCUAGCCGAGGCGGUCACGGCGUCCACACAGCGGCAGCGGCGGUAACACCGGCAGCAUCUUCUCUCAAGACUACCGGGACGACCGCGCAGUCUCUGUCCGCCGUUACCGAGACCAGUAAGAGCGAGCAGAGGCUUGCACCGGGACUUGAACCGGCCCCUCGGCGGUGUCGGAGUUCUCCUUGACGGGAUUUAUUGAGGAUUUAUCGACGACAUACCAGAAAAAAACGCUCAAAAAACUGAGUAGCUGCGACCAUUGGUCAACACAGGUGACACUUCCCGGGUUGUCAAAUCCAGCGAGACCCCGCAGACACGUCCGGGUUAUUUGGGGGUUGUUUGUUGUAUUAAGGCGUCGAUAAAAACGGACAUUCUUCCUGAAGCACACCGGACUGUUAGCUGAGAAAUUAAUUAAUAUAUUGCCGUGCUGGAGAAGACUGGCACCGAGCUGAGCCGAGCCGAGCCUGGCCGCUCGGACGGGGGACCGUGCUAUAUCCUGCUGUAUGUGUGUGUAAUGCAGUAGAACAGCUUUAUCUUUUGGUAUUCAGUCUCCGCUGUCGGUGUCUCCAGUCAUGAAGUCCCACCUGCCGGCCCGGUUGGAUUGAACGAGACACAAGCACUUUUUGCUCGCUUUACGUUUACCCGGAGGAAGAUUUAGUGAAGAGGAGGAGAAGGACGAAAUCUCAGGAAAAAAACCCCUCAGUGGGAAUCUGGCACCCCACCAGCACCAGUGGAUCUCACACUAACAGAACUCGGCGGCUGUUCAAAUCAAAUGAUCUGGAUUAUAGAAGACCAGUAGGGAUGGAACGGAACAGAACCAUGGCUGGGGAAGUGUUUCGAAUCACCGUUGCUCAGAAUCAACACUGACCUGGCAGCCACACCGAGGUCCGACCUCCUUCUCCGGCACCCCAAGGACCCUUCUUUACCCCAACAACUGCUUUGCCCUCCAUCUCACCUUCACUCAGCGCUCCUGGUGUGGAUCAAACCUCCAAAAAAAGCUACUCUUAGUCUUUCAGGGUCUGCCUGCUUUUGUUGUUUUAAUCCCCCUCUUAUGCUUUACCUUCCAGACUGUUGGUUAUGAUCUACAUUCUCUCAUAAAAAGACAGAAGUAUUCCAGAACAGACUAGAAGCAGGUGGCUGAACAGUAUGAAUCCAGUCAUGUACCCCCUUCCACUUGCUCUAAGCAAACAGAGUCGGCGGGGUUUGUUGUCCAAGACACGCCCCCUUAGUCUCAUGACAGACUGGUGCCUAAUGGGUGUGCUAGGCCUUAUCCUGCUCCUCAGCCUGGCCUCGAGCCAGAAGAUAGACCCUUCCAAACACCCCAUAGUCACCACCAACUAUGGUAAGCUCAGAGGCAUCAAGAAGGACUUGAACAAUGAAAUCCUGGGCCCUGUAGAGCAGUACCUGGGCGUCCCCUACGCCACUGCACCCAUCGGCGACCGGAGGUUUCAGCCGCCUGAAGCCCCGGGAUCCUGGCAGGAGAUCCGCAACGCCACCCAGUUUGCCCCUGUGUGCCCUCAGAACGUCCACGGCGUGCUCCCGGAGAUUAUGCUGCCCGUGUGGUUCACAGACAACCUGGACGUGGCGGCGGGUUACAUCCAGAACCAGAGCGAGGACUGCCUCUACCUCAAUAUCUACGUGCCCACGGAGGAUGGUCCGCUCACAAAAAAACAUGAUGAAUCUUCAAUGAACAAGCCUCGAGACGAAGAUAUUCGUGAUCGCAGGAAGAAGCCGGUGAUGCUGUUUAUUCAUGGAGGCUCCUACAUGGAGGGCACCGGAAACAUGUUUGAUGCCAGCGUCCUGGCUGCCUACGGGAACGUGAUUGUGGUGACCAUGAACUAUCGGCUUGGCGUGCUGGGUCUGUUCCACAGGGCUAUAGCCCAGAGUGGAACUGCCAUCUCCAGCUGGUCUGUCAACUACCAGCCCCUCAAGUACACCAAGAUCCUGGCCCGGAAGGUUGGCUGCACCUACACAGAGACGGCCGACCUUGUUGACUGCUUGAGGCGCAAGAACUUCAGGGAGCUGGUGGACCAGGACAUCCAGCCAGCCCGUUACCACAUUGCCUUUGGCCCCGUGGUGGACGGAGACGUGGUGCCUGAUGAUCCUGAGAUCCUCAUGCAGCAGGGGGAGUUCCUCAACUAUGACAUCCUCAUAGGAGUGAACCAAGGAGAGGGGCUGAAGUUUGUGGACGACAGCGAGGACAACGAUGGCAUCUCAGCCGCAGCAUUCGACUACACCAUCUCUAACUUUGUCGACAACCUCUAUGGCUACCCUGAGGGCAAAGACAUCCUAAGGGAAACCAUUAAAUUCAUGUACACAGAUUGGGCGGACAGGGACAAUGGCGACAUGCGAAGGAAGACCCUCUUAGCUCUGUUUACUGACCACCAGUGGGUGGCACCGGCAGUGGCCACCGCCAAGCUCCACGCCGAGUUUCAGUCCCCGGUUUACUUUUACACGUUCUACCACCACUGCCAGACUGAGACGCGACCCGAAUGGGCCGAUGCCGCACACGGAGAUGAGAUACCGUAUGUGUUUGGCGUGCCCAUGAUCGGUGCCACUGACCUAUUUCCAUGCAACUUCUCGAAGAAUGACGUGAUGUUGAGUGCUGUGGUCAUGACUUACUGGACCAACUUCGCCAAGACUGGGGACCCCAACUUGCCAGUCCCUCAAGACACCAAAUUCAUUCACACCAAGCCCAACCGCUUUGAAGAGGUCAUCUGGACCAAGUUCAACUCGAAGGAUAAGCAGUACCUCCACAUUGGCCUAAAACCUCGUGUUAGAGACAACUACAGGGCCAACAAGGUGGCCUUCUGGCUGGAAUUAGUCCCCCACCUCCAUAGUCUGCAUGAUGAUCUCUUCCCCACCACUACCCGCUCGCCACCAGGCCCUGGCUCAGGAACCCACAGACCCUGGCCCAGAACACCUGGCCCUCGCACCACUCGUCACCCCUACCCUACCUUCCCAUCUGAUCCGGAGCCUGAGGGUUCGGAGCGUCCACACCAGGACCUCUUCCCUGGAGAUACCCGGGACUACUCCACUGAGCUGAGUGUGACAGUUGCUGUGGGAGCGUCGCUCCUCUUCCUCAACAUCCUGGCCUUUGCCGCCCUUUACUACAAGCGUGACAAGCGGCACGAGAUGCGACGGCACCGGUUGUCUCCUCAGCGGGGUGGACCUGCCAACGACCUGGCUCACAGCCAGGAGGAGGAGAUCAUGUCCCUGCAGAUGAAGCACUCGGAGCACGAUGCUCACCAUGACAUGGAGCCACUCCGGCCUCAUGACAUCCUACGGCCCGCCUGCCCACCUGACUACACGCUGGCACUGCGCCGUGCCCCUGACGACGUGCCGCUGAUGACACCUAACACCAUCACCAUGAUCCCUAGUACUAUCACCAGCAUGCAGCCUCUUCAUGCCUUCAACACCUUCCCCUCCACCGGCCACAACAACACCCUGCCCCAUCCCCACUCCACCACCAGGGUAUAGUAGGGACUGGCCAGACACAAUGCCACCUAAGGACCAGGAAGACUGGCUCUGCCACUGAUCUAGAAGGGAGGCCUCUGGAUGUGGGCCUUUGUUCUGUUCUCUUAUUCUCUUGUUUCUCCAAAAACAACUCCACCUCCUCCAUCAUGUGCUGUCAAACGUAGCAGCUCCACUGGUGGAGUGGAAGCGACUGAACUGCAUGGCAGCAGAUGAUCAGUUUUGGGGUGAUUUAGAUCUUUAAAAGAUACUGUUUUCAAAGAAGGUCUUCUGUUUCCAGACUAAAGCCCCCUGACAUUUGACAAAGGGACAAAUGCUUUUCGCCCCUUGCAGUUUUCCCUUUUUUUACUUUGGCGUCUUCUUUCUGUCUCCCUGGUGUGUUCUGUGCAUAUAUCGUUCUCUUUUCUACAUCUGUGUCUUAUCCCUGCUUUGCUCCUCUCAUUUGACAUGUAAUUCUCUCCCUCUCCCAACACUCCUUUGCUCUAAGGAUUCAAAAACUACUGAGCUAUAGGAGGGGGCAUAGAGUACAUACAGUAAUCAUAUAGCUAUGAAAACGCUGAUAUCUGAUACUUUCAUUCUACCAGCAUUCUUGGUGCCAAGUAUGUACUACUGUGUUUGCUUUCUCAUCAAGGGAGAAAAAAAGUAAAGGAAAUUCUAGAGUAUUCCUAUUUACUGUCAAUUAACAGAUGCUGUGUGUUCUCAUGACAAAGUGCCAAACUGGCCCUUGAUUGUGUUUUUUUUCUCUUUCUUUCAUCUUCUGUUUCUUUUUUUCAAGCAUUUGUUUAAUUGUUAUUUUUUGUGGAAAGAAUUUUUGCAGAAAAUAUAGAUAUAGAGAAAUGAUAUUAUAUAUAGUUAUAUAUAAAUGUGUACAAAGGAGAAAGUAUAUAAAUGGGUUUUCUCAGUGGGGAUCUAUGCAUGAAUUAUUUUUAAAGAUGAUGGUGGGGGAAAGGACACUGUAUCUGUCAAUGCACGUUUCCCAAAUCUAAUCAAAUCAUAUUGCCCACUCUGGAUAUUCUGUUUUUUGUUUUUCCUCACAGAACAAGAACAUCACAUGGAAAUCUCAAAGUAACCCAACGAAUCCUCUUCACCUCCCAAUACCCUUUUAUUAAAAAAAAGUAAUUGCCACAAAUGUCAGAAGAUGUUAGGGUCAAAGCAACAACUGUGAACAUACUCUUCCAUUCAUUCUCUCCUUCAUGAGGUUAUUUAGACGUAUUUCUCCAACCAGGUAAUGCAGCACGCCAACAGCAAGCCCUUCAUCUUACAGUAGCUACUUUCUUUCCAUCAGUAUGGAGAUGAAUGUUUGCUUCGGGUACGUCAGGUACCAAAUCUGUUGUUGUAGUUUGCCUGUACAAAAUUAUUUUUGUAUUUUAGUGAGGGUGAGAAACAAAGCAGAGGCAGACAGCUUUUGCUCUUUUACGAAUACCUUCCUUCUCCUGUCUGCACCCCUAUUUCAAGCACAUGCAUAUUCUGUUUGAUGUGUGCCUGUGAGAGAAAGAGUGUGUCUCUAUGUUUGUGUGUGUGUGUGAUAUCAGAACUGCUUCACGUGGACAUAGAUGGGCCCUAAUUAGACAGCAAAGACAUAGAGAGGCAGACAGGCAGGAUCACCCCCAAAACAUAGACUACGAAAUUAGCUACUUCCUGCUGCGUACCCAAACGCCCCCAUUCAUAUCAACAUCACUUACUCCUCCCAUGUCCUCUGUCCGUCAGUACACUACCUUUGUAUUCACAACUGACGCCCAUAAUGCAGUGAUCACCCAAAACUCCCCUGCUGUCACCACAAAACUCAAAAACCCCUGACUUCACUGUGUCAGUGCUGUUCCACACAAUUUCUGACCUCAGUUCAGCUCUGCUAUUGUCCUCACAUUCAAGGGUUAAUUCACUAAGCUAGUGACUUUUUGUGAGCUCAUCAGUUGUAAAUUAAACUCUAAGCACACCGAGGGUAACCGGUGGGUCUUGAUGGCCUGCGGCGCAGAGCUGCAAGAUGAAAAGUGGGCUCGGAUCUCCUUAACAGGGUAAAAGCAACACAGUUGAUAACUGCUGUUUCUGAUUCUGCUCUUUUCUUUUGGGUGAGAAUGUGCAGGCUACAGCUCAGCGAUGCCCCCCUACGAUUCUCUGCUAAGGAUCUCAAACAUGGAUCAUGGGUAAUAUUCUGGUUAUGUUAACUGAACUGAUGUGCUGUUGUUUGAGCCCACAGGAACACAUGGUAGCCUAUAUCCAGUAUGGGAGAAGUUAGUCACCGGUGCUGUCUUUGCUUGUGCUCUAGCUUUAGUCUAUUUGUUUUCUAUUUUAUUACUGCCUAACUGGGUGGUGGGGGAGGGCUGGAAGGGGGUGAUAUACCUGGCUGCUCCUGUCAGAGAUUUUGUAAGCCCACUCAAAGGGAAAUGUGCACAAUGUAAAACACAAAUCAACUGACUUGGGAGUGCUGCAGGUGGAUAAAUGCUGUGGAACAGAUGAUGGACAGUAGAGGUGCACGCUGUGGGAAAGGGACUUUGGGAGGAGAUUGGAAAAAGACUCACAGCCUUAAAUGUAGAAAUCAAAAUCAAAAGAGAGGAUGAACUGAUCUCUAGCAAAUAAGGACAUUCAAAGGCACGGCCAUCUUUCUACCCACAAUGUUUGCCAGAAAGGAUACCUUGCUGAUCUGUCCUACGGAGGAUCUGAUAUGUCUGAUCAGAUCCACAUGAACCCUUUUGUAUUCACUCCUGUGGAUAAGGAGGCAGUGAGGGGUUGUGAAGUAAACCUCACCACAACACAGCUACAGUGACGCCACUGGAGGAGAACAGAAACAAGGUAUUUAGUUUGCUCUGUUUUUUCCGUGUCUAUUUUAUAAGCUAACACUGGAGGGCGCCAUUGACUGCAGUCUGCCCACUCUGAGGAAACUGGAUGUGUGAAGAAAAAUACCAAACUGGGUGGCAGGACAGAGACAGACACACAAUAUCUGGAAGAGGAUCAAAACUGUACAUUUUUAAGUGUAAGAAUCAAACAGACAAAAUAUUUGUAAAUAUUAAGUUUCUUGUUUGUUUUUCGUUUUCCUUCUUUUGUUUGAAGGAAUGAAUGAAAUGCUUAUUUUGUGACAACAAAAGACAACAGGUGCAGUUUGCAAAAAAAUGGCCGCUAACUUGAGGUUUCAAAUUUACUGGUGAGUAAAAAUGCUUUGCACUGAUCACUUUUCAUGCUGUUAGAAAAUGACUUCACUUUGUCUCAUCAUGUUGCCCGUUAUCAUGUGGGCAUCCUGUAGCAUCAUGAUUUCUAACCAGGAUAGUCACUGUAGCAGAAAUGUAUCUCCACUAGUUUCCAAUGAAUAUUACAUUUUAAAAUCAGUAACACUAGUUUCAGUCUGUGGUUUCAUUGAAGGAUCAACUACUCUUUUUGUGUUCAAGCUUUAGCUUUAUAUCGCGAUCAGACUCUACUCCUGAUGAAUCUGUGUGACUUCAGAGUAUUUAUGGAAACAUCUCAGAGGCUAAGAGCUCUGGUAAAAGCCAGCUUUGUCCAGUUAACUAAUGUGAUGAUGGUGUAGGGAACUGGCCACUGAUUCAUGGUCAGGACUUCUAAACUGAGACACUAAACACAAGUACAGUCAAUGAAAUGUUAGCUUACUUAACAUGUAGCAGAGUUUACAUGUAGCCACUUAAUCACACGUGGGACAGACAUGAGGGCUUUGACACCAUAAGAUGCCUCACAUCCACAUAGAGUAAUGAGAUCACACAUGUGGUCUGACUUUUUCUUUCCUCACACUGUGUUGCAUUGUGGGUGUGGAGGUUGUGUUGACCUUACAGUGAUGUGAUGUAGCAGUAAGGAGUGUAACAGCUGAUCAGACGUGAUGUACGUGGACACACACUUAGCCUCGUCUAUGUUAUAAAGUGACUUACUGAAGCCCUGUGGUUCUCACAGUUUAGGCUGGAUUUCGGUUCAUUCUUAACGUGCCCGACUUUUUACUUUUCUUAACUGCAGACAGCCAA
Morone saxatilis (striped sea-bass) is the source of this 7544-nucleotide messenger RNA. RefSeq names its product neuroligin 2a (gene nlgn2a). Gene Ontology annotation, cellular component: synapse; cell surface; postsynaptic specialization membrane. Lineage: Eukaryota; Metazoa; Chordata; Actinopteri; Moronidae. Gene Ontology annotation, biological process: presynaptic membrane assembly; modulation of chemical synaptic transmission; postsynaptic membrane assembly. The record is from RefSeq and is a predicted model, not a curated record. Gene Ontology annotation, molecular function: neurexin family protein binding; signaling receptor activity.